Molecule: messenger RNA, 1947 nt
Organism: Lytechinus pictus (painted urchin)
Lineage: Eukaryota; Metazoa; Echinodermata; Echinoidea; Temnopleuroida; Toxopneustidae
Product: tripartite motif-containing protein 2-like
Exons: 2
Coding region: 105-1553 (482 amino acids)
Biological process (GO): protein monoubiquitination
Molecular function (GO): ubiquitin protein ligase activity; zinc ion binding
Source: RefSeq, a predicted model, not a curated record
AAAGGCAUAAGUUUUGUUUACAAAUAUUCAACAUAUAGGGCUACCUGCUUCUUAGUUGUGUAGGAGUUGAACCAUACUUUGAUGUUUCUCUUUCCGCACAAACCAUGGCCGAAUCUGUUGUAGAAGCAAUAUUGGGUCAUCUGGAAUGUGCUAUCUGUCACUGCAGAUUGGAACAUGCAAAAUGCCUCAAAUGUUUGCAUACUUUUUGUGAGAGCUGCAUUAAUCGGGCAAUAGAGGCAAAUGCAGGUAAUAGGAUCAGGUGCCCGAUAUGCCGUCAAGAAACAGGUUAUGAUUAUGAUAGAUCGGAAGCUCUGAGACCAAAUUUGUUGGCCAACCAGAUCAUCGAAGAAAUCAAACGCCAUGAGGAUUCUGAAUCAAAGAAAGAAUUCUGCAAGGAGCAUGGUGCCGGAAAGAAAUUCUUCUGUGAGAAAUGUAACGUGCUAAUCUGUAGCGAGUGUGCCCUUUGCAAUCACGGGGAACAUACAUUCUUGAUUAAGAACUUGGAAAAAGCUUCCGCAGCAAAAGUGGAAGAAAUCGUAAAAUUGAUGAGUAAAGCAACGGAAUGGAUGGAGUCUUUUGAGAAUUUUCGUGGAGACUAUGCGGCUAAACAAGCGGAAGGAAAUGAACGACUUGACAAUAUAUCAGAAGUAAUCAAAGUACGUUUCAAUUCGUAUUUAGAACGUAUUACUGAUAUCAUCAAUCAUAGGAAAGAGGAGCUCCUGGCAGAGGUCAAAACCAAUCGGAGUGAUCUUAACGAAGCUUUAGACAACAUAUUGAUACCUGUAGGGGAAGCGGUUUCCAAAGUCACAGAAGAAAUCAAAUUUGCUGAAGAACUUUUGGAUAGUACUGAGCCAAAGGAAGUUGUUUUGCGAUACGAGGACUUGGCAAAACGCCUCCGUCAAGGAACAGACCAACAAAUUCCUAAUGAUGUAGCUGCAAGGCGUCAAUGUACCAAAGUUGGAUCUUUUCAUUUCUCCGAGAAUGAGGCACCGGUUUUUGAGGCACCUAACUUGGGCGUCCUUCGGUUGCAGGUUCCAGAAGCUAAUAACCAAGGUGAAGAGAUAGAAGUUCCACAGGAUCAAAUAUCGCAUGAGCAGACUUCUCACUAUCAGUGCUCAACAAUGUCAUCAAGAAAGAAAUGCUUCCUGUAUUACACCAUGGAUGCUCUCCAGUUUUGUAUUAUUCUGGCGCUGUUUGGCCUUUAUGUAUGUUCUAAUAAUAACUACUCUCAACUAUUGAAUAGCAAGCAGUCAACUUCAAUGCCCAGCACUGCCUUUGUUCGGAAAAGCUUCACAAAGGCUAUGGUACCAAACUAUUCUAACACUUUGAGUUCUUUUCAAGUAGAAAUCUUGAGAGGGGGACUUAACAACCCCAACCCAGACCCCAAUAUUGAAGACCAUGGCAAGAUACACAAGCAUAGUAAAGAAAGUACCAAAAUCAGGACUGAGCUUCUAUCAUUAAAUAGGGAAGCUGAACGACUACCAAGGUAUCUCUUUAACACUCAUAAAUCUUUCAGUAACUGCUCCUCUCCCCCCAACUCGACGUGGAACUAGAGGUGAUGUAAAGAAAAAUUGUAGUUUAGUUGUAGCUAAACAAAUGAUUUAUACAUGCAGGCAUUUGAAUAUUUCACCGUCUUUUGAUUUGUUCUAUGUAAAGCUGAAACGAAUAUACAAAAUAGAAAAACAAAUUGGCAUUCAGAAUAAAAAAUUAUCUAAGUUUGAAAAGAAAUGGAAAAUUCUACAUCCCUCAUUCAUAUAAUAGUUUAGGCAGCUUGAUGGAAAACGAAAUCAAAUGUGAUGUCAUAACAAUUCAAUCCUGAAAUGUUUUUUAUUUAUUUUUUAAUUUUUACCCCUUUUUUAUUAUGCUUUGUUUUGUAUUUUUUUUCAAUUUGUAUAUAAUAUGUACAAUGUAUAAUGAUGAUGUUUGUUAUAUGUAUAUGAAGUUAUG